GCAGAAGAUAGUUUCCUUCUUGUCUGAAGAAGAAACUCGCUUAAAAAGCUCAAAAAGUCCAAAACCGAUUUAAAACCUUAAUUCAAUCUUAAAAUCUCUCGAAUUUCGCUCAAAGCUCGAAUCUUUAAAUCUUUGCUUCCAAUGGGUGAGAAGGAUUCAGAGACAGCUCCGAUUUGGGGCAAAACCAAACAGCGAGAGAGCAGCAACACCAUCAACCCUAUGGAUGUAGAAUCAUCUACUCAAUCGCAUCAACCUCGAUCACAACCUCGAUCACAAUCUCGAUCACUAUCUCGAUCGCUGAGUCGGUUUCGAGGAGGUUCUUACGCAGAAAGAGGAAGAGGAGUCAAGGAGUUUCGUAGCUGGUUCUCUUGGCUAAUCCCUUGUUUCGUGAUCGCUAACGUUGUCUUGUUCGUGAUCACUAUGUAUGUCAAUAACUGUCCGAAGAAAUCUGGAGAUUGUUUCGCUGGUUUCUUGGGUCGGUUCUCGUUUCAGAGCACUAGUGAGAAUCCUCUUCUUGGUCCUUCCUCUCUCACGUUAAGAACAAUGGGUGGAUUAGAAGUGAAGAAAGUGGUUAAAGGAGAUGAAGGAUGGCGUUUGAUUUCUUGCAUCUGGUUACAUGGUGGAGUUGUUCAUUUGCUUGUGAACAUGUUGACUCUUUUGUUUAUUGGUAUGCGUAUGGAACGUGAAUUUGGUUUCAUACGGAUUGGAUUGCUUUAUUUGAUAUCGGGGUUUGGAGGAAGUAUAUUAUCAGCUCUUUUCCUCCGGUCAAACAUCUCUGUGGGAGCAUCUGGUGCUGUGUUUGGUUUACUUGGAGGAAUGCUCUCUGAGAUUUUUAUCAAUUGGACUAUCUAUUCUAACAAGGUUGUGACGAUUAUAACUCUUGUAAUAAUUGUGGCUGUAAACUUGGGACUUGGUGUGCUUCCAGGAGUUGAUAACUUUGCUCACAUUGGUGGUUUUGCUACCGGUUUUCUUCUUGGAUUUGUGCUUUUAAUCCGUCCUCAUUACGGAUGGAUCAAUCAAAGGAAUGCUCCUCUAGGUAAACCGCACAAGUACAAGAUGUAUCAGGCCAUAUUAUGGACCUUGUCUCUUCUCCUCUUACUCGCUUGGUUCAUUGGCGGUUUGAUCUCUCUUUUCAACAAUGUGGAUGGGAACAAACAUUGUUCAUGGUGUCAUUACCUUUCAUGUGUUCCAACUUCUAGAUGGAGCUGUAACCGAGAACCAGCCUCUUGCACUACGAUUCAAUUAGGCAACCAAUUGAGCAUGACUUGUUUGAGGAACGGCAAGUCUGGAUCUUACAUUUUGGCUAAUCCAUCUGAUUCACGGAUUAAUAGCUUAUGCGUUCAACUUUGCCGUUGAUUUUACUUACUGGUUUUAGAGAAACACACAUUCACAUUUCAUUGUAUCUUCUUCUUCUAAAACUUUCUUUUCUUGCUUGCUCUGUAUAUAUCUUAUAAAUAAUACUAUGUUUUCCUGAAUUAUAUUUGAGUCUUGAGAUCUCUG
Molecule: messenger RNA, 1500 nt
Organism: Eruca vesicaria subsp. sativa (arugula)
Lineage: Eukaryota; Viridiplantae; Streptophyta; Magnoliopsida; Brassicales; Brassicaceae
Source: the annotation of a GenBank genome assembly